AUGGAAAAAAGUUUUUAUAAUAAAGUUGCUGAGGCGCUGGAACAGGUUGCCCAAAGAGGUGGUGGCUACGUCGACCCUGGAGAUGUUCAGACUGAACGGGACGCUGAGCAACCUGAUCCAGUUAUUGAGCGUGAGGCAAUUAUCAAUAACCCAUGUGGUGGUGAAUCUUAUUCCCCAGGUCAGGAAACUAGGAACAGGAAUGAACAUCUGCACAGAUGCUCUCAGUGCAAGGUUGCUAAAUACUGUGGUAAAUCAUGUCAGAAAGAAGGUUGGCUGGACCACAAGCGGGAGUGCAAGUGCCUUCGGAAUGUCAAGCCUAAUUUUCCUCCAGAUUCUGUCAGACUUGCCGGCAGGAUUGUUUUUAAGCUACUUAGGCAAUCAGCAUGCCUUUCUGAGAAACUCUACUCUUUUUCAGAUCUUCAGUCAAAUGCUGAACAACUAAGUGAAGAAAUGAAAGAGGGCCUCAGGCACCUUGCACAUACCUUGCAACUGUAUCUGAGAGCAGAGAUCCAGGAUGCAUCUCACUUGUCACCUGCAAUUGACUUUUUUCAGAUCUUCACAAAAGUAAGUAUUAAAAUGUGAUUACUUGACAACUCGUAAAUUA
Molecule: messenger RNA, 604 nt
Organism: Meleagris gallopavo (turkey)
Lineage: Eukaryota; Metazoa; Chordata; Aves; Galliformes; Phasianidae
Source: RefSeq, a predicted model, not a curated record